Messenger RNA from Brachypodium distachyon (stiff brome), 3424 nucleotides. RefSeq lists its product as uncharacterized. Gene Ontology annotation, molecular function: protein kinase activity; ATP binding. The record is from RefSeq and is a predicted model, not a curated record. Gene Ontology annotation, biological process: protein phosphorylation. NCBI's taxonomy places the organism in Eukaryota, Viridiplantae, Streptophyta, Magnoliopsida, Poales, Poaceae. The transcript is spliced from 17 exons. Bases 294 to 3050 code for a protein of 918 amino acids.
CGCUCCCAGAGAGAAGUCCCAUUCCGUCAUAUUUUCAAAGCUCAACUUGCAUCCCACUCGUGAAGCUCACGUCUGUCCCUGGCUCACCUCCUUUUGAUUGGUUUCCUUUGCAGCUCAUCUACUCUCCAGUAUCAGCAUCCAUCUCUGUGAAACUGCAGUUAACAUUCUUUUGGUUAAAUCGCUCACUGACAAGUUGCCACACACAAAAUUAUUGAGGGCAUCAUGCGGUCUUACGGAAGGCAAACCAAUGUUUGCUAUCAUGUGAGAGUAUUUCUGUAAUAUAUAAAGUGAAAAUGGACGGUGAAUCCAGCAGACUUGAUAACCAGGAGAGUAUAUUACAUGAUCAAACUCCAAGUCCGGACAAGCUACCACUCCAAUAUUUGAAAGAGAUCACAAACAGCUUCUCUGAUGAGCGAGUACUUGGUGAAGGUAGUUUUGGCGUGGUAUAUAAGGGAGUGUUACAAAAUGGAGAAAUGGUGGCUGUGAAGAAGCUUAUGGCGUUAAUGCCGGGCUUUCAGAAGCAAUUUGAGAAUGAGGUUUAUCAUCUUAUGAGGCUUAACCACCCAAACAUAGUGCGUUGUGUAGGCUAUUGCUAUGAAACACAGAAUUUUUGUUUAGAGUACAAAGGAAAAUAUGUCUUUGCUGAGACAGCUGAAAGGUUGCUUUGCUUGGAGUAUAUGGCCAAGGGAAGCCUUGAUAACUAUCUUGCAGAUGAAUCAUGUGGACUUGAUUGGCACACACGCUACAAUAUAAUUAGUGGGAUUUGCUAUGGUUUACAUUACCUUCACGAGGACUGGCAAACUAAUACUCCUAUCAUUCACUUGGACCUAAAACCAGCAAACAUAUUGCUCGAUGACAAUAUGGUACCAAAGAUUGCGGAUUUUGGUCUGUCAAGACUUUUCGGUGAACAACAAACCCGAGCUUGCACUACAACUCGUGAUGGAACAUUUGGUUACAUGGCACCAGAAUACAUACACAGAGGUAUAAUCACAACUAAGUCAGAUAUAUUCAGUUUGGGUGUGAUUAUCAUAGAGAUAAUAACGGGUCAAAAGAACUACCCUUUUGGUAAUGGAACAUCAUAUGACUUUGUUGAACUUGUACUUACAAAUUGGAGAAAUAGGUUGGAAGCGACAUCAUGCUCAUCACUAGAAACAGAUUGCCAACAAAUAAGAAGUUGCCUUGAACUGGGCCUAAGGUGCUUGGAAUCUGACCCAAUAAAAAGGCCAGCAACAAAGGAAAUUAUCGAGAAGCUUACUAGAUGGGGAGGCACCAAUGUCGAUGGUGGCAGUGAUGAAAGAUCACUAACACUCUGGAUUCCAUCUGAUCCAAGCGAGUUUCUUUGCAUCAAUCCCCGCAUGCUUCAGUUUUUCUUGGGGUUAAACAAGUGGAGCCGUUGCCUCGUACAGCUAACUAACAAGACAGAGGAGCAUGUUGCAUUUUAUUUUGGAGUUCAGAGGGCGACAACCAACUACUGCAUUGAACCGGCUAGUGCCUUUCUCUGUCCACGGUCCACAUUUACUGUCUGUGUUACAAUGGAAGAACAAAGUGAGUUACCAUCGCACUUGCAGUGUAAUGAUGAAUUCCUUGUACAGACCAUUGUAGUGCGGGCAAAUACACUCACAUCUGAGCACACAACCGUGGAUAGUUUUAACAUGUCAAUCAAUGUGGUGCACAAGGCAAACUUGACGGUUGCUUAUGUACCACCAGCCCAACCGCCGCCCCUAUUACAUGUAGGGUUGGACGAGAAAAAGACAUUAGAUCCACGACGAUUUGAAGGCUUUUCGGACCAAGAAAAUGUGGAUAUAUUGAUAAGGUGCAUAUGCCAAGAUCUCGGAUUCUCAGAUGACAGGCCUAUUGCAGCUUGUAUUGUCUACAAGUGCCUUUUACACUGGAAAUCAUUUCAAGCUGGAACGACUAAUGUUUUCGAUCGUAUUAUUGCGAGUAUGUUUAGUGCAAUAAAGGCCCAGGGCAAUGAGAGGUUAGCAUAUUGGCUCUCCAAUUCAUAUUCAUUGCUUAUGCUUAUGCAAGGAACAAUGAAAACAGCUGGAGCAGGUAGAUUCACUCCUCGGAGAUCACUUACUGCAAUAAUCCGUAUGGUAAUCGCGGUAAAGCAUCUUUCUUCUCUCCAGUUUUUACUCUUGGUACUCUGGUUUUAUAUUCUGAAAUUUCUUAAUCCAUUGCUUCUGAAAACUAAGAGAAAUCGAGAGUUUGGUGGUAGCCACUUGAUUGGAGGAAAGGGCGGUAUGCAGCAAAUUGAAGCCAAACGUCCUGCUCUGCUUUUUAAGGGGCACCUUACAGGUUUCUUUGAGAAGGUUUAUGGAAUGAUAAUAGAUAAUCUGACCAAAGAGAUAUCUCCAUUGCUUGGUUGUUGCAUCGAGGCACCAACAAUAACAUCUCAAGCACUAUUCGACCAUUGGCAACGCAUUGUGAAUAUAUUAACAGACUGCUUACUUAUUUUGAAAUCCAAUUACGUUUCAUCAUUCUUAAUCAGCAAGGUUUUCACUCGACUCUUCUCAUUUAUUGAUGUUCAGUUGUUUAAUAGUCUGCUCCUAUCCGAGUCCUGCUCAUUCAGAGAUGGAGAAUAUGUAAAGGCUGGACUAGCUAAGCUAGAACAGUGGUGCACUUAUGAGACUGAAGAGUAUGCAGGUUCUUCCUGGGAAGAAUUGAAGCACAUUAGAAAGGCUGCUAUUUUCCUUACUAUGCGUGAAAAACAAAAGAAAACAUUGAAAGAAAUCACCUGCCAUGUGUGCCCUGUCCUUAGCAUACCACAGCUAUAUCGAUUCUGCACAAUUUAUCAGGAUGGCAAAUAUGGAAACCAUAAUGUUUCACCCCUUGCUGAUGUCCUCUCGAGUAUGGAAAGUCUAAUGAUGGAAGAUGAGAAUAACACAGAGAAAUAUUCUUUGUUAUUGUACGACAAAUUAGAAAGCAAUCCAUUCUCGGUGGAGGACAUUCCGAACUCUGUGGCAGAAUUCGAGUUGAUAGAUGCCGAUAUGCCUCCUCUGAUCCGAGAGAAUCCUUGCUUCGACUUCCUAUACCGAAGAACAGACUAGCAGCUCAUUGCUGCAUGAAUGCUCCGUCAGUUGCUCCUGCUUUUACAUCAGUCUUAUGUGCCAUUCAACGCAAUAUACAGGAAGCUCCAGGUCAUUGGAUUCGCCCUCAGUGUGAUCGCUUCCUCCGAUUCACAGAUAGCAAAAAUCUUCUACUGUUCGUCGCAUCCCCAGGGAUAUUAAUUAGUGUGUCUAGAUCAUCAGCUUGCCUGCAGCGCUUCAGGGUGUAACACUCACAUUGACUACUUUCUCUUGUAUAAACUCCAGAUCGACGGGUUGUCUGAUGUUAAGGAACCUCAACAGCCUCGGCGCUUCCUGUCUCUCGCUGACCUCUGUACUCUGUUUCUAAUCCAAAGUGUGUGAUCUUCCAAGCUUUA